Molecule: messenger RNA, 2988 nt
Organism: Meleagris gallopavo (turkey)
Lineage: Eukaryota; Metazoa; Chordata; Aves; Galliformes; Phasianidae
Gene: GPR146
Product: G protein-coupled receptor 146
Biological process (GO): G protein-coupled receptor signaling pathway
Cellular component (GO): membrane
Molecular function (GO): G protein-coupled receptor activity
Source: RefSeq, a predicted model, not a curated record
GGCAGCGUGACCGCACUGCAUUGAGUUUCUUUAAUGAAAGCCAGGAAAGAACACAUUACACAGUGUUUCUUCUGCGAGCUCGCUAGCCUCCAGUGAUUGAAAUCAAUAAAAACAGUCGGCAAGGGGCCCAGUGGGGGAAGAGAGAAACCUCCACUACGGCAUUCAGUUUGCUUUGCACUUUCUCCCUCCCCCCUGAAGUUAAACUCGGAUCACCAUGACGAGCUGCUCGGCUCCCCGCGCUCGCACCGGGAUUUGAGGGCAGGGAGCGCCUCGGCUCCUGCUGCCCUGCUCGGAGAACCACGGCGCUGCGUUCAGAUCGAAUCCCUCCUGGAAAAGUUCACCGGACAAGUGCACUGCCCUGCGCCCAGAAGGGGAAAGCCCUGCAGGAGGAUGGUAGAGGAGCCCGGGGAGGAAGGAGCCAUCUGAGCCAGCGGGAGCCCGCGUCCUGGUGAGGAUGCCAAGCCAGGGGAGCUGCGGAUCUGCUGGCAGCCAGCAGCCCAGCUCACAGCGACCUGCACCGUAGGGCGGCCCGGCGCUCAGCGGCACAUCAGCACAGAGCCAGAGGUUCCAUCUUCGAGUGACGUCCUUCUGGGCUGCACCUCAUAGAAAUGAGAGGUCGGAGUUUCUGCUGAGCUUACCUUGGAAGGGUUCUGACUUGAUGGACAAAAUGUUUCUGCCAGCCUUCAAGGAACAGCAGGGCAGUGCCCACCAGAAAAGCUGGUAACCAGCAGAGAAGAUACAAGAGCUAAAAUCACUAUGUGGAGCUGUGAAACCUUAAACAGUACUGACAACAGCGAGGACCAGCAUCUCUGCCAGGACUUCCACUUUGUGCUAUCCAUCUUUUCCCUACUCUACCUCAUCAUAUGUUUCCCAAUUGGCCUGUGCUACAACGGCCUGCUGGUCCUGGUCAACCUGUACAACAAAGCGACCAUGACGAUGCCUGAUGUUUACUUUGUCAAUAUCGCCAUUGCUGGUCUCAUCAUCAACACCCUGGCACCGAUGUACCUCCUAGGUCUUGCCAACACAAAAUGGGCCAUCUGGAAUUCUAACAACGAAGUUUAUAUCACCUUGCUUAUUUUGUUCAACGUCUCGUCUUUGGUUACCAUGUACUCUACGACAUUACUCAGCCUGGACUACUACAUCGAACGCGCUCUACCCAGAACUUACAUGUCCAGUGUGUACAACACCAAGCACGUCUGCGGAUUCAUAUGGGGCGGAGCCAUGCUCACGAGUUUCUCAUCUCUUCUAUUCUAUGUCUGCAACCACGUAUCCACUAAAAUAAUCGAAUGUUCCAAGAUGCAGAACAAAGAGGCAGCGGAUGCCAUCAUGGUGUUUAUCGGGUACGUCGUUCCCGCUGUCGCAGUACUGUAUGCUCUUAUUCUGAUCCUGAGGAUACGCAAAGAGGCAACACCUCUGGAUCAAGACACUGGACGAUUAGAUCCAUCGGUGCACAGGCUUUUGAUUGCCACAGUCUGUGCACAGUUCACGUUAUGGACACCCUAUUACGUUACCCUUUUGGUAAGCACAUUUACUUACGCACGAGGAAGACCUGCAGAUGAAAACUACAGUCGGAUAUUACAUUUUACCAAGAUUUUAUCCAAAUUCUUGGCUUUCUCGAGCAGCUUUGUAAUGCCUUUGCUUUAUAGAUACAUUAACAAAAACUUUCCCAACAAAUUACGACGGCUGCUCAAAAAGAUACACUGUGGGAAUCAGGGGUGUUCUCACGAACGCACAGUAGUACAGCAGGUCAUGACGUAGGCAUCGAACACCUCGGUGCUGGUACUGCAGUACUCAGACUGUGAUAUGGCCGCGUUGGCACUCAAAGUCACCAACGCCACAGCCCCAACCAGGAGGAGCCUUUAAUGAAUGAAAGAGUCUUAACGUUGCAAAUGUUGUGUUUGCUGAGAUCUGUAAGACUCCGGCUAUGUGCUGUAAUACCUGUGACAUCUAACAUUCUCAGUGCACUGAACUGCUUACAAAGCGUAAGCUCUGUCUUCAUCGUUCUAAUAUUCCUGUCUGAACAAAUCACUAAGCAGUGGAUGGAAAUCCUGACUGAACACACAGCACCUUGUAGGGAAAAAGGCAUUACCUUGUUUUCUGUACAAAGAAGUAACAGCGCUAUCCUUGAUGAAGUAAAUAGUAUUUUUCAAUGAAGAUGAUACGGGUGAUCUUUGCUAAAGGUCGUAUCACCCAGUUAAACAUGUCCAAAUAGUAAAUGUUAAUUAUAAAUUAAAUUAUUUAAUUUCCUUCUCCAUCAUCGAAUCCCCUAAUCUACCAUUUUCAGAAGCUAUAUUCUCGCACACAGUCUAACCCAAUCCAUUAACACGUAUGACAAAUCAGAUUUUUCCUAGAUACAACAAUAACAUGUUUUAUUCUUCCGGUGCUUUGUUUGCAUCCUAAGGCAUUUCAGGAAUUCAAAAAUAUUUAUUAACUAAUUCUAGGGGAAUUGAGAGAUUUUUGUUCCACGUGUUAAAAUGAAGGACACAAUGGUUUACAAACUUAAAUCAAAACUUAACAAGUAAAGAAUGUCUGGCUCAGUGUUAUGGUCCACAUAUGUUCAUAUGUAACAAGAGUAAUUAUCUUAAAAAUAAAUAUGUUUAUGAUUAACAUUUUUUAUUUUCAAGGGAUAUGUUCUCUACAAAUAAACUGAAAUCUCUUUAAUCUUGGGGAUCACUGGGAGUUCGGAACUCAGGAAAAAAAAACUUUCAAUGCGUACAAGAUUUUAGGAUGGGAAUCGUACGAGGGAUGCUCCAAAAGUAAUGCCUCCUAUUUUAUGUUGUUGGUCCACGAUGUCAGAGGUGGAUGUUGGUGGGACGGCAGUAGAGGCUGAACCUUCCCAGCAAUUUUCUGUGACAUGCUGUUGCUGUGUGACAGACGGCAGCAGAGGGGCACUCUGACAAAGUGGCAUCUGACACUGGAAGUGUGUACAAAACAAAAGUGUGGAAUUGAAUUCCUCCAUGUGGAAAUAAAUAGCACUCACUGACAUUU